Drosophila arizonae is the source of this 2125-nucleotide messenger RNA. RefSeq names its product solute carrier organic anion transporter family member 74D-like. The record is from RefSeq and is a predicted model, not a curated record. Lineage: Eukaryota; Metazoa; Arthropoda; Insecta; Diptera; Drosophilidae. Gene Ontology annotation, biological process: sodium-independent organic anion transport; transmembrane transport. Gene Ontology annotation, cellular component: basolateral plasma membrane. Gene Ontology annotation, molecular function: protein binding.
GGGCACUUGAAUGGAGAGAGUUCAGCAAGAUGAGCGACGAUACAAAGGAUCCAAGAGAAGUGGCUCCAUUUCUAAAGGAAAGCAAGCUAACGGCCAUCGAUCAGAAGGAGCAGGAGUUAGAGGACGCCAGGCGGGAGCAGGAGCUAAGCGAAAAUCUAGAUGAUGGCAAGGAUAUAACCUGCGGCUUUUGGAUAUUCAAAGGACCUACGCUGCAGAGUUUCGCCACAGAGACAAUGUAUGUGACCAUCUAUGGCAUCGCUGGCUGUUUCAUGGCCAUGUGCUUUGCCUAUUUCAAUGGCACAAUUACCACACUGGAGAAGCGCUACAAGAUACCCACAAAGACGUUGGGCAUCAUUUCGGUGGGCAACGAUAUGAGCACCAUGUUUGCCUCGGCCUUGACUGGCUAUUAUCUGCGCAAAGUGCAUCGACCACGCUGGAUGGGUUUGGGUCUGUUUACAAUCGUCAUAUUUUGUUUGCUAAACUGCUCGCUGCACUUUAUCUAUGGCGCUGGCGAGGAUGCUUUGAAACUAACGCGUGAUCAUGGAGCUUAUCAGAACUUGAGUGGACAUUUAACUAGUUCACAGAGAGAUCAGAAGCUGUGCAUGAAUGAGACAUCGAGUUGCAUACAGGAGGAUAGUGUUUGGGUGCCACAAAUGAUUCUCUUUCUAGCUCAAUUCAUUUUGGGCAUUGGUCAGGCGCUAUUUCUAGUCGUGGGACUGGCCUACAUGGAUGACAACACCACCAAGUCCAAGACGCCAGCAAUGCUCAGCUUCUCCACUUUUCUACGCAUGCUGGGUCCUGCCAUAGGCUACUCCUUGGCCUCGCUUUGCCUGCGCUGGUAUAUAGAGCCGACAGCGGAGCCAUUGAUCAAGCCCGAAGAUCCUCGUUGGCUGGGCGCCUGGUGGAUAGGCUGGCUCAUCUUGGCCGCCAUGACAGCCCUAAUUGCCUUUGUUAUGACACUAUUUCCCAAGGAGCUGCCCAGCUCGAAGGCCAGACGCUUGAAAUACCGAAAGGCUGGCGAACCAAAUACAACUGUGGAAAUGGACUUCUCACUGGGCUACAUGUGGCACUCGAUCAAACUGCUGGCAACAAACAAGGUCUAUGUGUACAAUACGAUUGCCUCCAUACUCUACUUCUUUGGCUACAUGGUCUACUGGAUAUUCACGCCCAAGUACAUUGAGACCCAAUAUCAGCAAUCGGCCUCGAUGGCCACCAUGGCCACGGGUACCGUAGCUCUGGGCUUCUCUGCGGCGGGCGUGCUGCUCUCUGGGUUUGUUGUGUCCAAGUACAAGCCCAGUGCCAGAGCCUUGGCUGCCUGGAAUGCUACGGUGGACUUUUUGACAGUCGCUGGCAUCUUGGGCUUUGUUGCCAUUGGCUGCAAGGGCAGCGAUGAACUGAGUUCCAUGGCAACAGUGGAUGGUAGCUGCAGCGUCUCCUGUCACUGUGAAUAUGUGCACUAUGCGCCCAUCUGCAGUCCCGAUAAUGUGACCUAUAUAUCCGCCUGCCAUGCUGGUUGCACGGCCAAAACAAAGGAUCAACUGGAGCGCACUCUAUACACGGGCUGUGACUGCAUUAAUCCAACAAAUUUAACAACUGGAAUUGAAUUGCAGUAUGCUGUGGAUGGCGCCUGUCAUGUGGACUGCUUCAAUCAGUUUCUCCUUUUCUUGGGCGUCAUGUGUUUCCUGAAGCUCGUCGGUGCCAGCAGCAAGUCAACGAAUCUGCUCAUAGCAUUGCGGUGCAUACCGCCGGAGGACAAGAGUUUUGCCCUGGGCUUGGGCAGCAUGGUGGCUUCGCUGUUCGGCUUCAUACCCAGUCCCAUUUUCUAUGGCUGGCUGAUAGAUAAAUAUUGCUUGGUGUGGGGCAAGACGUGCAGCAACAAAGGCAACUGCUGGCUCUACGACACCGUAUCCUUGAGAUACGCCUUAAAUCUGGCGGCUGGCACUUGCAUAUUGCUGGGUGGUUUUAUGAACAUUGUGGUCUGGUAUCAUGCCAAGCAUCUCAAAAUCUUUGACGACGAGAAAGCCAAGAGCUUGGAGGAUAUCACACUAAAAGACUUGGGCAGCACGCUGCAGCUGCAAAAGCUUGAUGAGAAUAUCUAAAAAUAUCUAAUAUGUACUGUUAUCUG